UAUUCUCCUCUGACUGUCAGCGGUGCGCAACACAGGGCAGCGUUCUCACGACUGAGAGGCGUUGCGCCCUAGCUCCCGAAAAAAACACACCGACACGUACUGGCAUUUGACAUUGACAGUCUGGGGAAGUUAAAAAAUUGACCCUGGAUAGCCGUCAACUCCUUACGACAAACAGAGAGAAAACUUUGACUUGAAAACAAGGAAUGGCUAAGACAUUGGCUUCAUUGGCGUCCUGCUGUGACAUGGCCUCUUAGGUGCUGUUCCUCUCAGGUGUCCACACCUGGUCAAGAAAGCGACAGGCAAGCUGUUGAGAGAAAUCAGCAGCGAGUGGACAGAGCAGACCCAGCAGACGGACAGACGGACAGACAGACAGACGGACGGACGGACGGACUCUGCAGAAGAACGGCAGCAUCUGCUAAAUCCAUUGUGGCAGCUCACUCCAGGUGGCCUGUCCCUUUCAGCUGACUGUAGAGGCGGGGGGGAAGCAACACAGAGAAAGAGAGAGAGAGGGAGGGAGAGAGAGAGAGAGAGGAAGAGGACAUUCCCAUGCCUACAGGGCUCUGCCGUCAGCUGUGGGGAUGUUUGUCUGUGCUGCUUCCAGGCCUAUCAUUAGGCCGCUGGGCCCAGUGCUGAGGAAUGGAUAGCCCUACUGUCACCAUGGCCAAUACUGUCAUUAUUGCCGUGAUUUUACUGCAUCGGUCCAAGACUGUUUGAUUUUUUGUUUGCCAAUUUUGUUUUGUUUUGCUUUGUUUGUUUUCUUUUUUUUCAGUUUACUUACUGAAGCAGCCGUGGGGUUUGGUAUACCCACAUAUUAGCAUUAAGCCUACCGAGAAAAGGGCAGCUCAAGCUAUUUUUUGGACUAAGAACCCAAAUCUGCAAGAUAUGCUUAUUUAUUCAUAGGAUUUCCCCCCCUUUUUGUCACUGUAAUUGCCUGUUUUUUUCCAAAACAAUUUGAGGAAGCUGCUUUACAAAAAAAAAGGAUUACACAGACAUUAUGGCAGCAACAUAUCGGAUUGUAGUGAGCAGCAUCAACUGCUACAACAGUGUGGUGAUAGACCGGCGAGUGCAGCAUACGGUACACUACUGUAACGGGCCUUGUGGCGCCCUCAAGCAUGGCCUGAGCUGCACGGUUGCCCACCGCAGCACCUGCGCUGAGCUGCUGGACGCCCCCGUGCCCAGCGCACACGCCCAAGGAACUCAUGAGUCAAUCAGCAAAACACUGGACAAUGUCGGCUCCGUGUCAGGAGUUUACGGCGACGACUACCACCAGACCUUCCCCGGCCGCCUGAAAAAAGGAUCGGGCAUGCAGAGCUCCGGCAGCCUCAAGGACAUCACGGGCGAGGCGAUCAACCUGGCCAGCGGCAAGAUGAAGGAGUUCUCGUUCGAGAAGAUCAAGUACUCCUCCAGCCACGUGACCUUCAGGAAGGGCCGCAAGGUCCGGCCGGACUCGUUCAGCCGGAGGUCCACCGACCUGGACAUCAUCUACGGCCACUUCACGGGCAACGACGAGAACUGCCCGCCCUUCGGCCUCGUGCAGAAGUCGGUGCUGGAGGAACACAAGCUGAGCCGCAGCGCCUCGCUGGAGCACAGCCUCAACACGGUGGCCAACCUGUACCGCAGCAGCUUCCCCGAGGAGAGCCUGAUCGCCCGCAUCCUGGAGAAGACCAAAGCGGACAGCGGCGCCUCGGGCGAGGACAUCAAGGCCUGCCUGGACAUACUGCUCAAGUGCUCCGAGGACCUGAAGAAGUGCACGGACAUCAUCAAGCAGUGCAUCAAGAGAAAGGCGGACGGGGACAACGACUCCACCAAUCCGGACGUCAUCUACAAGAACGUGAUGACGCGCCUGUCGAGUUAUCUCAAGAGGCUGCCGCUGGAGCUGGAACAGGGUCGGCAGGAGCACAGCGACCUGGCGGAGCUCGUCAGCGCUCUGCACAGCCUGCAGCAGAGCGCCUUCUCCCCCAUCUUUGGCAACGAGCAGCCGCCGCGGUAUGAGGAUGUCGUCCAGUCUCCGCCGAUCUCCAAACCACGGCCGAAUACAAACGCUCCCCCCUCCCUGGUACCUUCCACCGCAUCCUCCCAGGCCGAGUGCCACGACGUGCCCUCUCAGGAACCCGUGGGAAAUGUGAAAGCAGUAAAACAGAUGUACGGCGGUCCCCCGGCUCGGGCGCCCACCCCGACUAACAGCGUGCACCAUGGAGUGCAGACCAUGCCACCAAGCUCACUGCCGUACAGCGUGAACAACAGCCUUCGUCGUGACGCUUUCUCGUCAGCGAACUCUCUUCUCUCGUGCAGCAGUGACAGCCUCUGCAAGGACACUAUGGAGGCCUUGUACAUAGAGGAGGAGGCCGACCUGGGCAGGAUGCCCGAAAGGCUGUCCAGAGCGGAGGGCAAAGCCAUGAUGAGCAGUGCAGCAGCAGCAGAGGCUAAGCAUUUCUCGAAGAAACCCAUUGGCAUGCCCGAGCCAACCAGCACCAGCAUGGAGUCAGAUAAACUGUCCGAGGCUGCCAGGACUGGGGCAUUAUACAAGCCAAAGGCUGAGUCCCAUGCCAACCAAAUGUACUCCCUGGCCAAGACGGCUCAUAUGGAUCCCAGGACAGUUUCGAAGCCCGUUGCUCAAACCUCUAGAGGUAGUGGCAGUGAGGACAUAGACAAGCUGCUGAUGGACUUAGAGUGCCUUUCACAGACUAUGCAAAAGGAGCCUCCGUUGCCUCCUAAGAUGAGGAACCAACACCUGAGACAAGGUGCACAGCAGCCAACAAGCACAACACACAGCAGCAGCUUCAGCAGCAGCAGCAGCAGCAGCAUCCCUGCACCGAAGGCCAUGGUGGCCUCUAAAGCUCCAGUCUCCUCGUUUGCCACACUGCCCAACGCCACUGGAGGCUCUGAAGAGGGUGGUGGUGAGGAGGACGACGGAGAGCUACUCAUGCGGAUCCUGGAGAGCAUUGAGAGCUUCGCCCAGGAGCUGGUGGAGAGCGGAGCAGUCACGGGCACCCAGAACAAAGAGAAGGAGGUGAUGCGUCUCCUCCAGGACACGUUGGCUACCACCGCAGCCGCCGUAACUCCCACUCCUACCACUGCCGGUGUUGGCCCAGUCACAGUCGCGGCCAAGCCACAGCUAGAACCUGCCGUACCCCCUCCAGCUCCAGCUCCAGCUCCAGCUUCAGCUCCAGCUCCAGCUCCAGCUCCAGCUCCAGCUCAGGUCCCCAAACCUGCUCCCACACCUGUUUCAGAUGCUGCUCCUUCAUCUGUGCCCGCAGCCAAACCUGCUGCGGUUGCUGCUGCUGUUUCAAUUGGAGCUGUUGCCCCUGCCCCUACUCCUUCCCCUGCCCCUGCCCCUGUACCUGCCCCUGCCCCUGCCCCUGCUCCUGCCCCUACUCCUGCCCCUGCUCCUGCCCCUGCUCCUGCCCCUGCCCCUGCCCCUGCCCCUGUCUCUCCCCCUGCCUCUCCACCUGCCUCUCCCCCUGUGCCUCCACCUGCCCCUAAGGAGACAGAGACGGGCUCUACAUUGCUGAUCCAGCAGACCCCAGAAGUCAUCAGGGUACAGAGCAACAACAACAGCAGCAGCCCUAACAGCAAACCAGAGAAGAAGCCUGGCACCCCACCUCCGUCCCCUACCCAGGCCCCCUCCUCUCCAACCCCGCCGCCCCUCACGCCACCUCCUGCCAUCAGCGUAGUGGUCGCGCCCCCUCCCGUCUCCAUAAACAUUCCACGCUUCUAUUUCCCCAAAGGCCUGCCCAACUGCUCCGCCAACUAUGACGAGGCCAUUGCCAAGAUCGAGAGUGCCUUCACCGAGUUCGAGGAGGAGAAAGCGGACAUUUAUGAGAUGGGGAAGAUCGCGAAGGCCUGUGGCUGCCCUCUGUACUGGAAAGCACCCCUGUUCAACAGCGCCGGCGGGGAGAGGACAGGCUUCGUCUCGGUCCAUUCUUUCAUCGCAAUGUGGAGAAAGUCCCUCCACAGCUACCAUGAUGACUCCUCCAGGUUUCUUCACUUGUUGGCCAAACCUGGCUGCACUUUCCUGGAGCAGGAGGACUUCAUCCCCCUAUUACAAGAUAUUGUGGACACUCAUCCUGGGCUGACCUUUUUAAAAGAUGCACCCGAAUUCCAUUCGCGGUACAUUACAACAGUGAUUCAGCGGAUAUUCUACACAGUAAACCGCUCCUGGACGGGUCGAAUCACCAUGACAGAGCUGAGGAGGAGUAACUUUCUGCAGACUCUUGCCCUGUUGGAAGAGGAGGAUGACAUCAACCAGAUCACAGACUACUUCUCCUAUGAACACUUCUAUGUCAUCUACUGUAAAUUCUGGGAGCUGGACACUGACCAUGACCUCUUCAUCGACCCCAAGGACUUGGCCAGAUAUAAUGAUCAUGCCUCAUCAAACAGAAUCAUUGAGCGCCUGUUCUCUGGAGCUGUCACAAGAGGGAACUCAGUGCAGCGGGAAGGACGGAUGAGUUACGCCGAGUUUGUCUGGUUCCUCAUCUCUGAGGAGGACAAGAAAAAUGCAACCAGCGUGGAGUACUGGUUCCGCUGCAUGGAUGUGGAUGGGGACGGGGUGCUGUCCAUGUACGAGCUGGAGUAUUUCUAUGAGGAGCAGUGCGAGCGCAUGGAGGGCAUGGGCAUCGAGCCACUCCCCUUCCACGACCUCCUCUGCCAGAUGCUCGACCUGGUCAAGCCAGAGUGCCAAGGUAAAAUAACAUUACGUGAUCUGAAGCGCUGCAGGAUGGCACACAUAUUCUUCGACACGUUCUUCAACCUUGAGAAAUAUCUGGACCAUGAGCAGAGAGAUCCAUUUGCGGUGCAAAAGGAUCUGGACAGUGACAGUCCAGAACCGUCAGACUGGGACAAGUAUGCUUCAGAGGAGUAUGAGAUCCUGGUGGCAGAGGAGACAGCCAAUGAGCAGCUUCAGGAGGGGUCAUUUGAGGAUGACUAUGAAUCUGAUGAGCUCACCGUCCCUACCGAGAUUGGGAAUAAAAUUGACAAGCUGGUCAUCUCGGACCUCUCUGCAUGAGCAUCUCAGUCUGCACUUUUGCGCUCUCAUCUGCAGGAGCAACACAUAAUAUGAUAUGUAUCGACAGAGAGAGCGAGAGAGGAAGGGGGACAAAGAGAUGGGGGAGGGAGCUUCUCAAUCCGUGCCCUCUCUACUACUGAAAGGGAAAUACUGCCUUUUUCUGCAUUAAGAAAUGAACUUUUCUAUAUACAUGUAUGUACAACUGUGUGUUAAGUGUGUGCCCGUGAGAGUCUGUGAGAGUGCGCGUGAGUGAGCAGUGUGCGUGUAUGUACAGGGGUUCAGUAGAGCUGAUUUCUAAACCAAAAGGCUUCUUUUAUGUGCAAUAUGUCUUAACGUGUAGGGCGAAUCACAUUUUCCACCUCUCUAGUGAAACAUUUUUUUGAGCCCCCCAACCCCAAACUUCAAACUGCCGGCAGAUGUCAUCCAUCCAUUUCAAGACUGUUCGUUCUUUUCUCUUUUUUUGGUGAGAAAAUGACUUAUAAACUGGGCUUUGAAGUAUGAGGACUUCAGCUGCCACAUGUUACCAAGGGAGACAGACUAAGAUGGAGAUGGACUCUUGUUUGUCUUGUCUCAUGCCCAAUGUUGCUGCAACAAAGCUUGACUUUCAAUGUAACUUACAAAUCUGUCUUUAUUAUUUUCUAAACUAAAUUCUUUUCAGCAUUCAGUUUCGAAAAUGUAUAGCUUAGGUUAUGCUGAAAGAAUGUGAUUUUGUUUCUUUGCGUUUCUUGUUUGAUUUUUUUAAUGAUGUAAUGUUGGCAAUGUCUCUUUUGUUCAACAACUAUGAUAGUUGGUGAGACACAGUGCCUCCCUGUGGUAAACAGUAGUACUGCGUGGAAACAGGACAUGGGUUGCAUAGGCAAUAGGCUACAGUACAAGGUCACGGAGUUGUUUUUACUUACAGCGCUUAUGGGAGAAGGCUUGUGAGGAGCAAGGCUAAACAUUUCCACAUGCAACAGUAUAUUGGCUUUUAUAUACAGUUUAUCUGUACGGAGUGUACAUUUUCACAUGUAGAUUGAGGGCUUAGUAUGACAAAAAAAUAUUUACUGUACUGUCUCUAACUCUCCAAGCCAUGAGUUCAAGCUUGUUGCAAGUUUUUGCAAGUGCUAGUAUUGCUUUCAACCAUAACUCCAUGCUCAGCUAGGGGUUUUUAUUCUUAGUUGUUAGAAAGGCUGUCUGUGAGGUAAUGUGGGGUCAGUGGGACUUCCAAUGCAAUAUUAAUUAUGUGUAAUUAAUUAAAAAAUGUCCUGCUGGAUAAACAACUGUGUAGACUAGAGGUAAAAACAAUAUCAAGACUGGCGUCCCUUACCGUGCGUAACUCUCAAGUGAGGUUCCCACGGUCACAUAGUCAGUCACAUUGUUGUCACAUGGCUGUUGAAGCAUGACCAGGCUUAAGGCUUCAGGUGUCAUUGGACAUGGACAAAGGCCAUCUCCUUACCUUUUCCCCAGAGGUGCCCACGGUCAGUUAGUUCCGCCUGUGACAGUUACCUGUAACGGUGCGACAAUGACGUUGCACUUUGCCACCAAUCCCAUGCAGAGUUCCUGUUCACCCCCCUGUUGCCAUGGUGAAUGACACCCCGAACUCCCAACCAAACAAAGCUCAAGGGAGGAUGCAGAGGUUGCCAGCCUCAAACUGCCAGCAUGAUCUGAUUUUGUGCUCUGCUCUCACCACAGAGGUUUCAGUCCAUGCCCCAGUCCCUUGAUCAUCAUUUUGCAUUUUGUGAGUGUCUAUUUGUGGCAGAUGUUGCUCCCUUCAGUCUUGUACUCAGACAAACAGCCGUUUUCUCUGUGCGCUGAUCCCAGUGGACAUCUUCAGUCUGCACAGUGAUGUGUGUUUUUGUAAUUAGUGUAAUAUAUUCAUAUAUGCAAAGUGCAUAGAUUUUGCAAGCCAGCUAGCUGCCUGUGUACUGUAGUGAAUUAUUUUUUGACCCUAUAAUAGGACAUUUAUUUUAUAUAGCCUCUGUAAAUGUCUACUUUGUUUUUGUUUUUUGUUUUCUUUUCCCAUGUGAUCAACUCUGCCACUGAGUGGCAAAGAAAUGUUAAAUUAUGACAUGUCUGUGAUUGCCAGUGUUAUAUUAUGUGCAGUAAGCUGAAUCUGUGUUUAAAUUUUGUUAUUUCAGUUUUUUUUUUGAGGGAAUUUUGUAUAAAUUCAUUAUAAGGUGACAAUCAAACUGGAUACUACGAUGUCUUUGCAAUGUGUUUUUUAGCUCUCCUUUGUAGUCUGCAAAGCUGUCCAAGCAAUAAAAAAAACUGCUGUACCAAUCAGGCUGAUCAGAACAACAAAAACAACACUGCCAAAAUCAAGACUUGAAAAUAAAGUUGAACACCAUAAUCACGUUCAUCACUCACAUAGGCUCCUCUAUGCAAAAUAUCACCCUCUGUAGUAAAAAAAAACACUUUGCAGCUAUAGAAUCUGUUUUGAGCAGCAUCCUUUUUUUGAGUGUUGUCGUUGCCUUUUGAGGUUUUUUAUUUGUAUAUUUUCCACUAUUUUUCCUGCAUCUGUUUGUAUGUCUUGCUUGCAUACGGUGAGGAGUGACGAGUAGCUUCCCGAAGUGCUCUAAUGAAUCAGCUCUUAUAUCUUAGCAUGACUUUCAUUUUUUUUUUUUGCUUUCUUUCUUUCCUUUCUUCCCUUCUUUGUUUGUUUCCCUUUCAAAUGUAUUAAAUUAAAUAAAAACCUAUAAGAACAACA
Molecule: messenger RNA, 7691 nt
Organism: Engraulis encrasicolus (European anchovy)
Lineage: Eukaryota; Metazoa; Chordata; Actinopteri; Clupeiformes; Engraulidae
Product: serine/threonine-protein phosphatase 2A regulatory subunit B'' subunit alpha-like
Exons: 15
Coding region: 995-5005 (1336 amino acids)
Biological process (GO): protein dephosphorylation
Cellular component (GO): protein phosphatase type 2A complex
Molecular function (GO): protein phosphatase regulator activity; calcium ion binding
Source: RefSeq, a predicted model, not a curated record